AUGCCUUGGCAGAGGAUGGGUUGGUGUUUACAAAAGGAUUUCACGUUCUCUCGUGAGUCGUGAAUAAGUUUAGUUUUUACGCAAUCUUUCACGUGAACACACCGUUAUUACAGACUUCUACUUUCUAACCGUUGUUUUGUUUCAAAUUUGUGUUUCUGUUAAACUUGUAUAGAGGAAAUUGCUUAAAGUCCAUGCGACAAAAUGGAUAGACCGUUCUGAUGCACGUACUCCAGUAUCUGCCAACAACUCUCUCUCUACCAUUUCUUCGACCAGAGAUAUUGGAUGGCAUAAAUUUUAGUGAAUCUAAGCCUGAAACAAAUAUGGACAUUUAUAUUGGAAAGGAUUUUAAAAAAUGUAUUGUGAGCAAUUUAACCCCUGGUGUUUGCUAUGUUUGUGGGAGUCCAAACAGUGCUACACACCUACUAAGGACAAAGCCCACGUCAACAGAGCCCCAUUUUCCUUUCUUGGAGCAUCAUGAGCCUCCAGUUGGUUGUGAAUUGCCAAAAAGCAAUGGGGCUGUGGUUGUAUGCUUUGUCUGUUAUAGCUUUCUUCAUGCGCAAUGGGAUUCACAUGAGAGAAACAACACACCCCACUCCACCAGGCUUUACUGGCUAAAAAGAGUCGAUCAAGGCCCUUACUCAGGAUCAGAUGGUCAGGUUGCUGAAGAAAGGCCAACCGAAGCUAGUCCCAUAUCAAGAACUCAAAAAGUUCAAGAAAAUGCCUCAACAGAAGUACAACGGGAUGUUUACCAUUCUCUUAAACGUCCGCGAUCUCGAUCAAGAGAUAUGCAACUGGAUAUCGUCGGUCCAACUCACACUAAAAUGGAACGAAUUUCGCCACAAGCCAAUAUCAGUGGAACAUGUGUAAACGAAAACAAGGCCGAUAGAAAGCCAGAAAAGCUUGACCAUUCCGGUGAGGCGCUAGAUCUACGCAGUUCGGCAUCAGUCAGCCGGGAACGGGACAAUGAACGGGCCCCAUCCCGGAGUUCGGUGCUGUCGCACGAUAGCGGCCUUUCAGGUCAUUUGUUGAGCGAUGGGGGCUCCGGUGCGGUGGAAAUUCUGGACUUGAGUAUGCCCGAUAAAAAUGCCACAACCGAAGUCUGCUAUGUUUGCGGUGAUGAAUUUCAAAAAGGCCUUUUGUCGCACAUUUAUGCAAAACCAAUCCAGCAUAGUCCAUUUUUCCCGAGUUUGAUGCUCCACCCGCGACCUAGUCGUUCUCGUCCAAUGGAUUCAACGGGUCGCGUGCAAGCCUGCGAGAUUUGCACGAGUUAUCUGCUGCAGCAAUGGCACACGCACCAGUCGCGGAGCACUCCGCACGCUGAACGUCAUUACCUGCUGCGGAAGAGGCAGACGCCUGUUUACGAUACCACGACGUUCAUGUGUUACGCUUGUAGUCUCGAAUACCCUUCCUCGUCUUUGCGGCUCUUAUAUUGCAGACCAAACGCCGAGAACGAGCCCUAUUUCCCUUAUCUCGAGAACGUUAAAGCUCCUCCUGGCGCCAGUCCCAUCUCUCCACAAGGAAUGGUUCAAGUUUGCGCCAUAUGUUUUAAAGCAAUCCCUCAACGAGAUAAGGUCUUCAAUAGUGGUGAAUCUGGGCGAAUGAUUCAACCAGUGCUACCGGAUCGGCGACCCAGUCCGACCGAAAUCGAACUAGCUGCCGAACUGUUCUGCUACGUGUGCCACCGAAUUAGUUCCACCAGUUCUAUGAAGCUUUUGUGUUGCUAUCCGGAUCGUCGGAAUGCGUCCCCCCCUCGCAUCAUGCAUUUUCCUUUCUUGAAGACGCUACCAAUGCCUCCUGGCCCAGCCUACUUCGAUAGCAAUAAUCGGACGCUGGUUUGUGCCGAUUGUUUCUCCCAUUUUAGUCAUCAGUGGCAUAUUUUUGAGAACGACGGAUUGGCUUUGGAAUUACGCCACUACACACUUCCUUCUGCUGUUCAUCGUCCUUCGUUACUGGCGCCUCCGCCACGGUUAGAAACCCGUCCCAUUUCACCCUCGCGUACUGACUCAGCAUUGCACGUUUCUGCCUCGAAAAUUUCAACCCAGUCACAACCGGUAUCUCCCGGUUUUCGUCCACAUUUUAUGCCACGUAACAGGCCCGUGCAACCCACCACACCCAAUGCCGAACGCCGUCCGCCCAGUUCCAACCGGAAUUCACCUGCUAACCCUUCACCGGCUCCCGUAUCGGUCGGAUAUGACGCGCAUCAAAACCCGGCUGAAUCGUCCAUCUACUGCUUUUUAUGUGGAAUGAAUUCAACGCGUUCAUUUGCCCAUUGGUUGAAUUCAGCGCCAUCGCCAACAGAUCCGGUGGCACCUUAUUUUCCUUACAUUUUAAACUACUCGACGAGCUCACGGGCAGAAAAAUUACGUGAAGACGGAGCUGCUCUGGUUUGCACAUUUUGCUACCACAUGGUUCAUUCACAAUGGAAGCAAUACGAAGACGCACCGGCCAGCAAGACCCUUCAGCCAUUGACUAGAGUAUAUAACACGAACGAUUACGCUUGUUACGUUUGCGGCAUAGCUACCUAUCGAAAAAGAGUUCGUGCACUGCCCGUCAAGGAUUUCCCUUUUUUAAAACAUCAUCGCCAGCCUCGGCAUAGUCUUUCGAUUGAAAACGGGCAGUUUGUGGUUGUGUGUUUGGAUUGUUUCGAAUCGUUACGAACCCAAUCUCUGGAAUACGAACGUUGGGGAUUACCAGUCGAAAAGCGCCAAUACAACUGGAUGGCAAUACCUCCUCCACCAGAGGAUAGCAAUAAUCUGUCGACACCACUAGAAAGGCUGCUGGCGAUGGAACAGCAAAAUCGGAACAAGGAACAAGCGUCUGGCUUACCUUCUAAAGCACGUCCUUCGUUACGCGGUCAGACUGCCGAGUCAUCUAGCGGUGAAAUACUAAAUACUGCACCUACGCAAUACAGCACUUCUUCCGCUACUGCGAUGCCCGAGAAACCGUAAGGACAAUUACCGGCGCCCCACUUCUAUAUUAAUAACAAAAUAUUCAUCGCAUUUUUUUCAAAGAACCAUAUUUUUUGCCGUAUGUUGUGCAAAAUGUCAAUUGUACGUGUAAGAAGAAAAAUGGCUUUACAAAUCGAACGAAAAUUUAAGAACAACAAAUAUACGUUGUUGGAUCUUA
This is a messenger RNA of Daphnia magna, 3126 nucleotides long. RefSeq lists its product as uncharacterized. The transcript has 6 exons. The record is from RefSeq and is a predicted model, not a curated record. NCBI's taxonomy places the organism in Eukaryota, Metazoa, Arthropoda, Branchiopoda, Diplostraca, Daphniidae. Bases 219 to 2948 code for a protein of 909 amino acids.